AUGGCUACCACACUUUCUGCUCGGCAACACGGCUUGCCCACUUUUGACGGAGUCCAUUCUGAAGUCCCCGGAGGGCCCAAACUAAUCACCAACCAUAACGAUGUCCCAGCUCCGAAACCAGCACAAUUUUCAAUAUUAGAAGUACUUGCCCAGCAAUGCGAUAUUACAGAUGAGGCCAUACAAGAUGCGUAUCCGUGCACGCCUUUUCAAACCGUGCGCAUACGCGAGUCAAUUCAGGUCACGGGAUUACGACAUUCUCACAUGGUCUACGCCUUGAAAGACGAGAUUCGAGAGAACAUCGCGCUAUUCAAAAGAUGCUGGGAGCUGGCGUUUAACCGCAAUCCGAUUUUGCGCACGAGAAUCGCGAGUCUCCGCAAUGCCAACUCCAGGGAGACAUUUGUUCAAGUGGUGGUCAAGGACGAGUUUCGUUGGGAGAUUGUAGAUGAUACGAAGGCUUAUCAACGCACAGAGCGUUUCAGCGGCCCUCUACGAACCGGAGUCCCUUUGGUCUAUUUUGCAAUAGACGAGGCUUUGAAUCAUUUCGUACUCACCAUGCACCAUGCUCUUUACGAUGCGUACACAUUGUCUCUUAUCUGGGGCGAUGUCAAAGCUGCUUGGAAUGCAAAGGGCCACAUCGAAUCAGCAGUUGCAAGACCACCAUACAGCAGAUUUAUCGCCUAUCUUCAACGACCUCCAUCAGACGCCGCUUCUAGUCGCUGGUCUCACCCUUAUCGAUCUGCACAAGAUGGUCAAAACCGAGGAUUGACCGAUUGGCCCCACGCAGUACAAGUGACAGGCGGGGUGUUUGAAACGAAACCAUCUCUUCCUGGGUCUAGAAAUGUGCGCCACACUGCAGUGAUAAAAGCCGCGUGGGCUUGCACGCUUAUGGAGGCUUUCAAAACAAGUGACAUAGUCUUUCCAGAUUACUUCACUGGACGGUGUUGUUCUGUGCCCGGAAUUUUGGACAUUGCUGGUCCAACUAUUUGCGCUUUUCCUUUUCGAGUUCAAAGCAGAUCAGACAUGACAUUGGCUCAUAUGCUUGAAAAUGUCCAGAGAGAAGUCACAGACAUUCUCAAGAAAGAACAUUGGGGCUUGCUCAGCCCAAACGCGCGAGCAUACACCGAAACGAAUGGUCAAUAUGCCUUGAACGUCAUCAAUGUGUUUCAGGACUCUGGUGACAAACAGGACAACAUGUGGUUAAAUGGGCUAGAGCCGGUCGCAGGCGAAUUCCCAUUCCGGGGCGGUUGGGACUGCCUCGUGCGUGUCAUCAUGCAGAAACGCCAAAUGAUAUGGACUUUCUUUGCAGACGAAGCCCGCCUCGGACGGGAGGUCAGCGAAUACAUUAGUGUGAGGUUUCCAGAGUUGUUAGAGGUUUUCUCGGAUCCAGAGAACCAUGAGCGGAACAUGAAAGAUUUGAUCGGUAUUUGA
This is a messenger RNA of Penicillium cosmopolitanum, 1428 nucleotides long. RefSeq lists its product as uncharacterized. NCBI's taxonomy places the organism in Eukaryota, Fungi, Ascomycota, Eurotiomycetes, Eurotiales, Aspergillaceae. Gene Ontology annotation, biological process: amino acid activation for nonribosomal peptide biosynthetic process; secondary metabolite biosynthetic process. The record is from RefSeq and is a predicted model, not a curated record. The transcript has a single exon. Gene Ontology annotation, molecular function: phosphopantetheine binding. Bases 1 to 1428 code for a protein of 475 amino acids. Gene Ontology annotation, cellular component: cytoplasm.